Messenger RNA from Anguilla anguilla (European eel), 4145 nucleotides. RefSeq names its product regulator of G-protein signaling 5-like. The record is from RefSeq and is a predicted model, not a curated record. The transcript has 5 exons. NCBI's taxonomy places the organism in Eukaryota, Metazoa, Chordata, Actinopteri, Anguilliformes, Anguillidae. Bases 73 to 621 code for a protein of 182 amino acids.
GUCAAACAGACAGGCAAGACCCCAACUUUUGGCCGUGUACUCUUUGCAAAUCAAGAGUGAAAACCUCAGAAAAUGUGUAAAGGAUUAGCUGCCUUGCCUCAGACCUGUCUGGAGAGGGCUAAGGAGAUAAAGACUAAAUUGGGAAUCCUGCUCCAGAAGCCAGAGAAUGGCAUUGAUCUAAUAAUUCCAUGCCCAGAGAAGUUGGAGAAGAAGCCAGAGAAGCUUCAUAAACCACCCCCUGAUGAAGCCGUGCAAUGGCGUGAGUCCCUGGACAGAGUUCUCAUUAACAGCUAUGGUCUGGCUGCUUUCAGAAGCUUCCUGAGGUCUGAGUUCAGUGAGGAGAACAUUGAGUUCUGGGUGGCUUGUGAGGACUUCAAAAAGACGAAGUCCCUCGUGAAAAUGGCAGCCAAAGCUAAAAGGAUCUAUGAGGAAUUCCUUACAACAGAAGGUCCCAGAGAGGUGAAUAUUGACCACUUCACAAAGGAUGUGACACUGAGGAACCUGGUGGAGCUGUCCCCGGCCACAUUUGACCUGGCUCAGAAACGUAUCUAUGCCUUGAUGGAGAAGGACUCCUUCGCCAGGUUUUUGAGAUCAGAGCAGUAUCAGGAACUGAUCAACUGAAUUGCCUGACUGCAUGAGGUAUUAUGGGGGUUCUGAUCAUGGUGCCCUUAUUAAAAAUAAAUCCCAUUCGUGGAACAAUACAAAAGUAUGACAUUCUAUCUGAAUCAAAUAUGCCAAAUUUAACACUACUAUUUAUCAGAUGGAAUGUCCUUCUAAAGAUCUAAAUCGGUAAUAAGUGAUUGACAGUCCCAUGUCCUUGCCAAUGUUAAAAUAAUUAUACAAAGUUAAGGAAAGUAAUGGAAAAACUUACAUUCCAUACAUUUACUCCAGAAAUUCCUGUUUCAUCCACCAGUUAAUUUUAACAAAUAGUUAAUAUAAGCAUAUUCUGUGAUUUUUUAAAAAUAUUAUUUCAUAAAAAAGCAAUAAAGGUUAAAAAAAAAAAGUUCAAAAGUGACAUUAUAAUUGGAAAAAAAAUAGGAAAAAAAAAAUAUAUAUAUCACAGAAUUGGUUUAUAAAUUGUUGUGAGUACAUAAGUGCAUGUGCAAGUGCAUGCAUGUCACUCUUUUUAUGUGUGUGCAUGUUCGUAUUUUUUUCCUGGAGACUUAAUAAACAGGAAAUCCACAUUUCACAUUUGUAUUUUAUGACAUUCUAAAAUAGGGCAAGUUGGUACAGGUAAGAAUCAGACCGUUUCAACAGGUCAUAGUGACCAUGAGCGUUCCAUAGGUCAGAACUGGGCUCUGCUUCCCAAAACCAUCUUUGUGCUAAGAUUGUAUCAACAUUGGUAAUUGGUCAUUUUUAAUAUUCAAUGUGUUUUCCAAAACUCAUUUAAUUUUUACACUGAAAAGCUGUCCUAAUGAAAUGUGUGCCUCACACCAUUCUUAGAGUGGCUAAUUGCGUCAUUAGCAUAACUGAGAGAACAAUGUAACAUUUAAGACAUAUUUCAUUUUGGUCUUUCAAUUCAAUGUAGACAGCUCCCGGUGUGUUUUUUGAAGUUUUCCUUUUUCUUCAUUCCUUGCUCCACAAUGUUUAGAUGUUAUUGAAGUCAUUGUCAUUUCCUAUUUCUGUCAUUUAUUGGCUAUACACCAAUUGGCCUAUUACAACAGCUACUAAGAUGUUUAUAUGAUUUGUUACAUUAAAUUUCAUUACAUUCUGUUACAUUUAUUUAACAGAAUCCCUUGAAUUUUCUCAGUACCUUUUUGGUCUGAGCCAACUACACUACUCAGCGCACCACGCUGAUCCUCAAAAUUGAAAUCAAAAUAAAAAUAAUUCCAUAGGUCAGAAGGUCACCUUUAUUUCUAGUUUUUUUUUUUUUCCUUGCUCAGUAGGAUUCAGAUCUGAAGAUUGACUUGGCCAGUUUAACAUUUUACACCUUUUCUGUUAGAUGAAUGCCGGUAUUAGUUUUGUGUCAUUGUCCUGUUUCAUAAUGUGCUGCUGCUGAUGUCUGGUGGCUUAUUUUUUACAUUUGUUGACAAGAUCCGUUUGUAUAUGCCCAAAUCCUACUGCUGCCAUCUUCAGUGAAAUCAUCAAUAAAGACCAGUGAACCCAUUCUGGAAGCAGCUAUACAGUACAUGCCCAAGCCAUGAUACUCCACCAUGCUUUACAGUUGAAGUGCUGUGCUUAUGAUCAUUGACAGUUCAUGUUUUUCUCCACACUUUAGACUUUCCAUCACUUUAAUAGGUUUGUUUUGGUCUCAUCUGUCCAUGAAACUUUAAAACCAGAACUCAUCUGGCUCAUCUUUGUAUUUCUUUACAAAUUCCAAUCAGGCCUGUCUGUUCUCGCUGCUGAUAAGCAGCUUACGCCAUGCUGUCAUUUUGUUGGUGAAGUCUUCUGCAGAUUGUGGAAUUUGAUAUUUGCACCCCUGAUUUCUCUUUCAGUAAUUUUGGGAUGUGGAAGUAUUUUUCUGUCAUUCACUGCAGUUGUCUUUUUUGGGGAACCUAUUCUUGGCCUAUUCCCAACUGUACCUGUUACCAAUUUCUCUGAUGGUAAUUUUCUUUCUUCCUAUUGUCAUAUUGGCAGUUUUUUCUGUCAUAGACAAUUAUCUGGUCUUCAUGUUGGUUUCUGUAGACUAACUCAAAUGGAAGACAGUUUCAAAACACUCUUAACUAUGUUUGGGUCCCAAAUUAUAUGUAUAUGUAUCUAAAUUAUCUCUGAACAAUAUCUAAAUACAUUAUGCACUUUACAUAGACAAUCAAUUUCUUUCUCAGCAGGGCACGCUUAUUAGCAACCCACUUUACUCCAACAAUGCACAUUUCACACAAACAACCAUCAUGAAUGGGAAACAUGGGAAACAGGGCCCAGUUCAAUUAUUGUUAUUUUCUUUAUUUUGUCUAUUUCCAGUCGUCUUGAGAGACAGAAAUGGUUAGGCAUUUCUUUGAAAUUGCCUCUUUAAAAGUCUAAACAAGUAGUUAGAUGGUAAACAGCAAACUAUAUACUCAAUAAUUCUUCAUAAAAAGUGACAUGAAAUACAAGUGUUCACGUGUAACUUAUUUGAACUGCAGAGUUGCUUACUGUUUGUUUAAUAUCGGAGAGUAUGUGGUCAAGUAUGGAAUAUCAUGUAGGAGUGGGCAUAAGUGAAAAGUUGUUUUUGAGGAGAAAGUUUAUGCCCUUACAAGGAUUGCAGUAGACAUGCUCAUUUUAGAUGUACUGCCUGAUCAUCAGAUUGCCCACAAAAGAGAGGAUUUUUUUACACAAAAAUGUAUAUCAUUUAAUGACCUAUGCAUAUUCAGCAUUUUAAAAUACAGUUUCUAUGGUCUUUAUAUUUACUGUUUCACAAUCUCAUGCUGGUAUCAUGAUGACUUAAAUGCACUUAAAUGUAGUAAUCUUUUAUAUGUGUACUCCAGAACACAGUUACAGAAUUUUGUCAUCAAUAAUUGUAAUAAUAGUGAUUAUUACGGUAUUCUAUAAUUACUAUUGUCUUAAGUGUAAUUAGGAUGAGAUAAUGUAAUGAUAUUGCAAUUACAUUUUCAAGUAAAUCAAUGCUGUAUCCCAAAACAGGUCUAGUGUCCAUGUAUACUUUGAUAUAAAAUGGACUAUUAUCAGACUGUGUAACUGUAUGUUAAGCAGUAGUAUGCUUCUAUUUAUUGUAUUUUGCAUGCUUUCCUAAUUAGAUGUACUAUAAUCAUUAACGCUUGAUAUAUCCAUGUUAUUAUCCCUACAUUUGUACUAUAAGUCCUUAUUGCUUCCCAGUCAUGCAAGUCAUCGCAAAACACUGCAGGUGAAAAGUCGACAAUUACGGUAAUGUUCAUUACUUCGCAGAUACAUUUUCAAAAUAUGGUUAAAUAAUAUAUUUUUUAAAUUUUACAGUUAAAGUUGUAUUCUAGAAAAUGUGGCAACAUUUAGACAAAAAAAAAAAUAAUAAUCAGAAAUACAGUCAUUGUCAUACAGUCAAAUUGGUCAUAUAAUAAUCACACUUAAAUAAUAGGUGAUUAGCUCAUUUUUCAGUAUUUUUGUACUACAGUAUCAAUACUGUGAUAAAAAAAAUAAGGACUUAGUACAGGUAUAUGAUAAAAAUCUUAUAUUUAGCAUCAAACAGUGUGUGCGUGUAUUUCUGUUGCCAAUACUAUAAAGGUACAUUGAUACAUUAA